AUGGUGGAGAAGGCGGGGGAGGGGAUCGGCUGCAGAACAGAAGGCACCCGAAGCACCAAGAAGCAGAACAAGAAGGCUGUUCCAGGUGAAGAAAAAGAGAAGGGGAAGAACGUCUGGGGCAGCGGGGAGAGGGAGAGGGGCAGCUUUACGUCUCCGCAGAGUCUCGACCUUUUCGAUGGUGACAGCUUCCGCCCAAAGCCAGAAAACGCGCAGAGAACCCGCAGAAAAGAACCCAAGGACCCCGAAAAUAAACCUGAAUGA
Messenger RNA from Penicillium chermesinum, 261 nucleotides. RefSeq lists its product as uncharacterized. The transcript has a single exon. Lineage: Eukaryota; Fungi; Ascomycota; Eurotiomycetes; Eurotiales; Aspergillaceae. Bases 1 to 261 code for a protein of 86 amino acids. The record is from RefSeq and is a predicted model, not a curated record.